This is a messenger RNA of Bursaphelenchus xylophilus (pine wood nematode), 1678 nucleotides long. The record is from the annotation of a GenBank genome assembly. NCBI's taxonomy places the organism in Eukaryota, Metazoa, Nematoda, Chromadorea, Rhabditida, Aphelenchoididae.
AUGCCGCUCAAAUUCAAUUUCGAAUUGAAAUGGGGUGAAGCUGCCAGGGCUGCCAAGGCACCUCCAAAAAAAGAUGACGCUGCCAAGGCACCUCCAAGAAAAGAGGAAGUUGCCAAGGCUGCCAAGACUCCCUCUCCACCUAAGCCUCCGACAUAUCCCACAGACGACGAGGGAUCGUGCUCCACUUGUUCCACAUCUUCUUCCUCCUCUUCGGAGUCGGAACGCACUAAAAGUUGGUGCCUUUCAGAUUAAACUUACUAGUUGUAAGUAUACAUUGACCAAUCAUUUUAGGCCUCCAACAAGCCCAAGGUCCCAUCGUCCAAAAUUUCGUCUAUUUGAAUGGCAAAGAAGAUACGACUCAGAAGAGUCAGCAGGUAUUUAAAUGUUGUUCAGAGUCUAUCAAAUGAUUACAAUUUGAUCAAGCAAUGUAUAAUUAAUUAUAGUCGAAAGUCCAAACUUCCGGAAACAAGGACGAAAAGGAUGUAGCUCGCAAGAACAAGGAAGAAAAGGAUGUAGCUCGAAAAAACAAGGACGAAAAGGAUGUAGCUCGCAAGAACAAGGAAGAAAAGGAUGUAUCUCCCACAUCCUACACCAAAUAUGUCACAGUUAAAUCGUUGGCUGAUUUUGCGGGCAACACUUUAAAGAUGGAUAAUGAUUAUGAUGAGGAGAAGGCUCGUCAGGAAGAAGAAGCUGAACGGAACGAACGAGAGAAGACCCAGUACCUAGACGUAGGUUUUGGAACUAUUUACUUGGCAACUGCACGACAUAUUACAUUAUAAUUCUAAUCUUUUACUUAUACAGUUCAACCCGGCUCCCAUUGACAAAACCAACAAAGUGAUCUUUGUUCGAACCGGCGAACGCAUGGACGGGGUGUUCCCAUCGUGGUCCAAGACUACCAAUUGCUAUGGUCAAUACCGCCGUUACAAUGCCAACCAGCCAGCCACUUUGCCGAUCAGACGUCACGGAAUCCACGGGUUCAAAAAAGAUUCCCCUUUGACUUGUUACGGCCAAAAGUUGUCCCAUUUGGUGGCCAGUUCCUUGAAGAGAGCUCGUUAUCGACCGGUCGCCGUUUACUCGGCUCCAGCUCUCCGGUAAGACCAUUUAUUGAUACAAAUUAUAUUACUUUAGAUGCAUUGAGACCGCUUCUUAUAUUGUGAACGUCCUGAAAGCCCCCAAGAUUCGGAUUGAGCAUGGAUUGGAUCAGAACAUCGCGGAUAUCCUCAAGGAACGGCCAGUUUAUAUGACGAAUCAGGAGUUACUGGAAGGUGGAUAUCCGAUCGAUGAUGAAUACCAAUCAAUUAUGAAGCCAUUUACUGAAGAAGUGACCUUAGAUGAGAGCCAAGUCAAUGUUAGAAUUAGGAAUACUAUGGGAAGAAUUAUGGGAAAUCACGAGAAGGGCAUUAUUUUGAUCGUCACCCAUGCAGUGAUCAUUAUUCAAGGCGCCAAAUAUCUGAUCAAUUCUACCAAAGAAGACAAUAUUGAUGAAACCGCUGCGGCUAAAUUACUUCCUCUUUGCUCGGUCUUGGUCAUGACCACUUUGGUAAGCAAUAAAACAAAGAUUAAUGUUGUCCUUUAGGAUGGAGUAUUCAAUAUGGACGAGAAAUACCAAGUUCUCCCUUUCACCAACUGCCAGAUCAGCACCGCUCCGAAAAUCGCUCAGCUUAAAAAGCUUCUUUGA